This is a messenger RNA of Drosophila teissieri, 777 nucleotides long. RefSeq lists its product as uncharacterized. The transcript has a single exon. The record is from RefSeq and is a predicted model, not a curated record. Bases 454 to 750 code for a protein of 98 amino acids. NCBI's taxonomy places the organism in Eukaryota, Metazoa, Arthropoda, Insecta, Diptera, Drosophilidae.
GGGACUCCAACUUACGUCAUUGACGAGUUUGUUUAGCGCUUAGAGAGGCAGUGGAUUCCCGCUCUCCACGAUUGAAACCGGCGUGGAAUACAGCUGUGGCUUUGUGGGGCUAUGGAGAGGCUAUAGCGCUAUUGCUGUGGAGCCAUAGAGACACGAUCUCAGCUGUUGACCGCCGACUCUCAAAGCCAACUGCGCAUAACAAAGGCGAACCUUGUGCGAGAAAGUUGUCAGUGUCGUGGGACGCGGAUCGCUAUUUGAUAGCGAAUUGGCAUUAAGUGCUUCUAUUGGCGAAAUCGGUUCAACGCGAGUGCCAUGCCAAAUCCCAGCAAGCCCAACGGCGCUAAUCAGUCGACAAACAUUUCGAAUACCUGAAAACCCGAUCCCACCUGGAGCCAGCCCAACAACCAGCAAGAAUCCACCACAGAUCCAGGUCCAGAUAGAGAUCCAGGGAGCAUGCUGUUCUCCGCGGUGGUGUUGUGCCAGGUGGAGCGGCUGAUGUGCCUGCCCAUCAGCUUCGCGGUGCUUGGCUUCCUUUUCAUGGCCUGCACCAUGGAGGUGGUGUUGCUCAAGCUGACUACCACCGAUCUGGUCCUCGGACCUCCCGUCGAGGAUUGGGAGGAGAACGGAGGCCCGGAUGGGGAGGAGCAGAUCUACUACGAGAAUUUGGAGAACAACUACGAGCACUGGGCGCGGAGGAGGAUGCGAUUCCACCGACAGCGACAGCAGCAUCAUUUGCCCACUUCGACUUAGGCUAGAAUAUAUGUAUAUUUUAAAUAA